ACAGGCUUCAGGUACUGUGUGACAAUCGUCAUGAACGAAUUAUAACAAAAAAAAACUGUCAAUUCUUUGAUUAAAUGUGCCAGACUGUCGUACUUCGUGAUGUAACUUCUAUCGGUACCUCACUGUACCGAGUAUUAGUCCCUGUCGUUCGGUUUCGUGUAAUGUACUGAUAUAGUUCAGUUAACAACGUUAACGACAGGCGCUGCGCGGAGCGCGCGCGAAACAUCCAAGCCGAAUUCGGCGUCGCCGCCGCUGGUCCGGGGAUCCAAAGUUCCAAGUCAAGUGAAUGCUUAUGAUCCAGUCAAUUUUCUUGUUUAACUAUAAAUUUGUCAAAUUUCUAUUGUCGAAUGACAUAUUUGUCUGAUCUGAUUUAAACAUGGUCUUGGCUCGUGGUCAGAUGGCCCUGUAUUGUGAAUUAUUGUGUAACUAACUUUGCAGGAAGAGCAGGUUCUUUUGAGGUUGAAAGUGGACACCCGGAGCUCUAUGUAGAUGUCUUCUCGGCUGGUUAUACAGAACAUGGAUUCAGAUCCUCCUCCUUCCUACAACCAUUACACCAACUAUGGUAGCACAGGGAACUCGGAUCCCGAGCCUGCCGGAUCACCUGCUGUGUCGUCGGCGAAAGAACCCGAGGUCAAGAGAUCAGACAACAGCGGGGAAACGAUGAAUGGUUCCGGACCGGGUCACUACACCUACGAGGAGCUGAGUGAUGGCUUUGCCUGCCCGACGUGUCAGGGCACUGGCAAAAUUCCUAGAGAUCGUGCAGAUGACCUUGUGGCCUUGAUUCCAUACAGCGAUGCAAGAUUGAAACCUCGUAGAACACUUCGGUAUGUGCUUCUGUCAAUAUUCCUGUGUGCCUCUCUAGCAGGCAUAUUGAUAGCUUUCCUUCUACCUAGGCCAAUAUCCUUUGAACAGGAAGGGAAGGUGAAUACAGUUUCUACGAGUUAUAACCAAACAGUGCCUACCAUGACAUUAGUACUAGAGACCAAGUUUGAUAUCUACAAUAAAAAUUUUGUGGCCAUCGAUGGUCAGUCGUUGACCAUUACCGGCAGCUGGAGCGAACAGGUGAUCGGGACCAAUAUUACAGUGCUGGACAGCAGUGUUCAUGUUCCUGGACGUCAAAAUUUUGAGCUUUCUGGAAAUGUAACAGUGACCUUUACAGAGAGUGCGUGGGUAUCCCACUGUGUAGAUGGCUCAAUUACCCAUUUAAUAUACAUGGAGUUUAUAGCGUCGUUCCAGUACGAUCUGAUGUCCCAGAGUCAGCAGUCGACCGUGACAUACUACAAAGCCGUCAGCUGUAAGCCCAUCACAGAAUUGGACUGGUCUUGGCCGCUAGCAUCCGAACUGAAAUAAUACAUGCUUCCUCCUCUUUGGCUUCUAGUUGUUUUCUUGAAAUGUUGGUUCUCCCCGUUUCAGGCUCGUACUUUACACACUCCAGGAAAGUAUUAAGAGUUUUUACAAAUAUUUAUCAGGUAUAUCCUUGUGUGUGAUCUUCAGUGAUUUUCUGUUAUAAUCUACUGAAAUCUCUGUAUCUGAUAUACUGGGGCAAGUGAGUUCUGUUAUCAGAAACCACUGGAAGCUGAUUGGGUACGGGCUCACUUGGCAGUAUUAUUCACUGUGAAGCUGCUUCGUGAACCACGCCCCUGGAAGAUGUACAUCAAAAUCGUCUUUCCAACUACUGUUGUAAUUAAAAUCGCAAACCUGUAGGCAAGACAGGAAUUUAAUGAGCUUAAGAGGACAUUAUUAAUGUAUUGAGAUGUUUCAAAAAAAGAAUCUCAUGUUUCAAUAACAUGCGAUCAAGUCAACACUGAUAACAAUUAUAGCAUAUUUGAGGUGCCGAAUUGCGCUCUUCAUAUUACCACGACUUGGUGCAUUCAAGGAAUUAAUCCAUCAUAUAAGCAUUCUUUCCCCAAUCACAGCUCUCUGUAUGUCACUGGGCACUCUCAGGAAUGGUUGUUGAUUAUUAGAUAUAUAAUGAUUUCAAUUCCAUCUAAAACUGUCAUGUAUUUUUUGUGUGUAAUACUCAGAAAAUGGUACAGUAUAGGCCUACCUUUCAUUCCGUCAAUACCAAUUUUUUUUUAUUUGAUGAUUUCAAUUCAUCCCUUAGCUAUUUACAAUUUAUGUCCAAUUGAUGUCAGACUUAUUACAUUGGUAUAAUAAAACCUUUAUUCAUCCAUUAAUAAUAGGUUAUCACAGAAGUGCCAUUAACGGUGCCGGUACUGUACCUGUAUGUCAAUGAAUAUGCAGUUUAAAACACUUUGAAUAAACUUUUGCUUUCUUUCUUGAUGGUUGAGAAAAGCCAUCUCUCUUCUUGGUGAGAUUUCCAUGCAUAUAGAUUCUGGAUUCACUCUCAUUUAUUAGAGAUAACAUUUUUAAAGUCUACAUUACUUUAAUUUGGAUUUGAAUGUUUCCAAGGAAGUGCAGUUUAAAAUUGAAGAAGGAAGGUUGUUAAACUGUUGUUAAACUGUAUUUUCAAAGAAUGAGUCCUGGCUGGAAAACCCUGGCCUAGUGUCGAAUCUGGGGAAAUUUGUGGUUGACCCCCCCCCCCCCCCCUUAGCUCUUGUAUUCCAGUGGUCGAAAUGAUUUAUAUGGGCAAUUCCAUGGAAAAUGUUCACUUUCGAGAAAAAAUGAAUUUUCAGAUUUCACUUAAGCAGUCAAAUUUUCUUAAAAAGUAAUCUAUAAAGUUUCAAUUUCCAAUAGAAAAAUCACAAUAUUGAUAAAAUUUUGUGGUUUUUUCCAUCAAAAAAAUAAAAUAAUAAAUUGCAAAAUCUAAAAAAUGUGGCUAUUUUUAAACAAUUCAUCUUUCCUGUCUCUACUAAAAGCAAAAAAGGUCCCACAGGUCUCUUUUAACUUUUGUAUAGAUGAUUAAUGUUUAAAUCAACAGAAAAUCAUUGUGAUAUUUCAUGCCAUUCAUCAAUUUUAGAGAAAUCGAUCUUCAGAUUAAUGUGAUUUCUUUACCAUUAUCAGUGUCAUGUCCGUUACGUUUUUCACUUAAAGUUUUCACAGCUUACAGGAAAUUUGUCUGAAGGUACUGCAGAUUCAGAUUCUAUGUUAGAAUUAAACCCCCUACCAUGUGUAGCAAUCAUUUUCCCUGACCACUUCUCAUUUUCAUAAAAAUGGCGUAACGGACAUGACAAUUCGCGUAACGGACAUGACACCUAAUAUAUGACAAAAGGCCGCAUUCACAAAAACAAAAUAUUAGGCUCAGUGUCACAGACUGUGGUCAGUCUCAAUUGCUUGAGGAUAGCUGGAUGUAAUAACUCCUAGAAUCUGCAUGUCAUUCUAGCUAUUUUUAGAAGUUGGUAAAUGAUGAAAGUUCAGCUCUUGUUCUGGUAUAUUUUUCUGAGAAUUAACGGUAUGCCACAUAAUAUUAGGAUAAGAUGCAGCUAAAUCUGGCAACAUACUCAGAUCACAAUCUGCAUCAUUUGUGUUUGAACAAUAAUUUAUUAUCUUAGGUGUUUGCACUGACAGUUUGGAGCAUGAUAAAACUCCAACUUGUGAAUUCAUGAGAUCUUUGAUUAUGACAUUGCUUCAAAGUAUCUGACUUUCACCAACCCUCAACUUCUUCAGUGAUGGCACUGGCUCACAUUUAAAACAAGUUUGUAAAUAUUCAGAUAUCUGUGUUACAUGAUGUAGCUCUAUGAAUCCAUGAAUCUACAGUGGCACUUCUUAAUAUCACAAAGCAAAGAGGCUGUGGAAGGAAUGUGGCGCGAUCAAUAAAUUAUGUCAUCAUAGUAUUUUGGUCAGCCAUAAUCAUGAUUUGAAUGAUGUAUCUUCGUUUGUACACAAGCAGCGCAGACAAUACAAUGAAAUUAGAUACAGCCACAUUUGUCAGCAAGCAAGAUCGUAAGAUUGAGUACAUCCAAGAUUUGAUUAAAGGAUGAUUAUACCAAGGAUCUUUAUUUUGAAUGAAAAAAAUCUCAGAAGCGAUUUACAAACAUUCCGAUUACCUUAUAACUCGUACAUAAUCGAUAAUGAAAGACUGGUUUCCAGGUACUGCUAUUAAAAUUUAAAAUACUUUUUAAUAUCAUUUUUUUAAUCUUAAAAUUGACAUUAAUACUAGUACAUAUUCUUGAUCAUAAAAUACAUUUUAUAAUACAGGUGUAUGUUCAUCUUGGAUUUAAUCAGGUCUGGUACAUUUUGUUUUCUUCUCACAAAAAAUCUGAUUUGCCCUUCUCAGUGUGCCUAUGGUACUAUUAAAGCAUUGUAUUCUAUAUAAAAUUAUCAUGUGGGCUAUAGCUAUUAAAUUAAUAAUACCUGCCAAAAGUGCCAAUAAUAUCUACAUUUUUUUCUUAAGAAUGUUAGUAAAGGUACUUUGCUGUUAAUAAUUACAUUCAUUAUUCAUAUUUCUUUCAUUUUGCAACUAAGAAGUGCUGAUGAAGUUCACUUUAGAAGGGUGUCAUGUCCGUUACGCUAGUGUAUAUUGUCAAAUAGUAAGCCAUGAAUAACAAAUAAUCUUUACUAUCAACUUUUUCUCUUUUAAUUAGAUGUGGCGGAUGGUAGUAACUGGAAAAUAAUCAUUAACUGUUGUUAACUAGUG
Molecule: messenger RNA, 4537 nt
Organism: Lytechinus pictus (painted urchin)
Lineage: Eukaryota; Metazoa; Echinodermata; Echinoidea; Temnopleuroida; Toxopneustidae
Product: transmembrane protein 106B-like
Exons: 8
Coding region: 490-1350 (286 amino acids)
Source: RefSeq, a predicted model, not a curated record